AUGAAGUUGAAUAAAGCAAGCAAGACUCGAGUGAAUGUUCAGGACUCCGGCGUGACAGCUUCAAACGUCCGGCCGUAUAACAGUUUCCAAUCGCCAAACGGCCCCCUUGUGGAGAAAAUUCAAUCGGAACUCUGGCAAUUCGUAUUUACAUCACCCUUCUCACUCCCUUACCGGAUCCCGCGCCGACGUCUUUCUGGACCAUCCUCGACAACUGUCAGCCCCGAUUUGGAUAUCGAAGAUUCAAGAUUUUUGAGCCAUUGGAUCCUGGGGAUUCCGACACCGACAAUUACGCACAUCAUGGCAUCCAAAGUCAUCGCUCCCUUCACCGGACCUCUCACUCCCACCGCUAACGAUGGUUUCGCUAUUUACGACGCAACAAAGGCCGAAAAAGCUCCAUCUCUCGCCGUGAUGACCAAGAUUCGUCCCGUUGGGUCUCAGAUGCACGAACUGUCAACUGGGAGGGCAGAUUAUCUCAAGUAUGCAUCAUGGGAAUCGUUUGAGAAACAGGAUACAAGCUACUUUGCCCUCCGCACGUUCUUCCGCUCCUCACAGAGCGGACUCAGUUUUACCGAAUAUGCAUCAGCUCUUGCAGAUGCUCGCAACGCCGUUGGUACCACUCUUAUCCCUGUCAAUAUCUACAAGUAUCAGUUCUUAUCCCAUGCCAACUUCCGUGCCCACACCAUACUCGGAUGCGUUGUAAUUGGGACCUGCCUCUGCCUCAUGCCGUCUGGCAAGUUUCCAAUCGUGUAA
Laccaria bicolor S238N-H82 is the source of this 750-nucleotide messenger RNA. RefSeq lists its product as uncharacterized. The transcript is spliced from 6 exons. Lineage: Eukaryota; Fungi; Basidiomycota; Agaricomycetes; Agaricales; Hydnangiaceae. Bases 1 to 750 code for a protein of 249 amino acids. The record is from RefSeq and is a predicted model, not a curated record.